ACCGCAAACAUGGUUUGCUUGGCUUGUUUGUUGCCCCUGUUCCUCGUUCCCAUCGUCAACAUCCUCCCUCUCCUCUUCGAUUUUAUCAUGGGGAAAGUCUAUAGGCUUUUUGGCUGGGAGUAUAGGAAACCAGAGAGGGCUCCUGCAGCAUGUCCAUACAAGCCUGCAGCCAAGAGGGAUACUGCUAAAGUUGAGGCAGAUACUGAACCAGCUCAAGUAGAACCUAUUAAACCUGCAAGUGUAGAUGUCAAGCAGGAUUAACGUCCAUUGUUAUCAGUAUCAACAAUAUGUGGUUGCAAUGCUCCCAACUUUUACUAACUAGGAAAAGAUCAAAAUGACAUCAAAUACAAUGCUGUCUGUAUAAUUUAAAAUGAUGCAUGAGAACUGACUAGAAAUGUUCAAUAUGUUAUUCUGUAAUUUACAGGCGAAUAUGCUUAAAGUUAAGUCACCACGACUUCAUUUCCUAAGGUUAUUAUGUUUUAUAACGUAAA
Arachis duranensis is the source of this 491-nucleotide messenger RNA. RefSeq lists its product as uncharacterized. The record is from RefSeq and is a predicted model, not a curated record. Lineage: Eukaryota; Viridiplantae; Streptophyta; Magnoliopsida; Fabales; Fabaceae.